Sardina pilchardus (European sardine) is the source of this 3261-nucleotide messenger RNA. RefSeq names its product solute carrier family 43 member 1a (gene slc43a1a). Lineage: Eukaryota; Metazoa; Chordata; Actinopteri; Clupeiformes; Clupeidae. The coding region runs from base 270 to 1862 and encodes 530 amino acids. The record is from RefSeq and is a predicted model, not a curated record. Gene Ontology annotation, molecular function: L-amino acid transmembrane transporter activity; neutral L-amino acid transmembrane transporter activity. The transcript has 15 exons. Gene Ontology annotation, biological process: transmembrane transport; neutral amino acid transport.
CUUUCAUUCCAACAGCAGCACCCGGUCAGGUCCACACCAGUUAGGCUGAGCAGUGACGAGCUCUUCUCACCUAACGUGAAAGAGGUGUUUCUUUCAUUCAUUCAAUUAUUUAAAAGGAAGAAAAUGAAUAAUUAAUCGCGGAAUUCGAUCGGUAAAGUAGCCUAUUGGUUUGUGAGAUUCUAUCACACAUUUAGAGCGCGCGAUUGUGGGAAACUCAGGAAGUGAAGCUGAACACGUGUAGUAGUAAAGACGUCUAAGAGAACAGAAGAAUGAAGUCAAUGGCUCCAUCUCUGGAGCAGGCGUACAAGCGCCGCUGGUGGAUGGCGGUCACGGCGGUGCUGGAGAACCUGCUGUGCUCGGCUGUGCUGCUGGGCUGGGGCUCCCUGCUCAUCAUGCUCAAGAACGAGGGCUUCUACUCCCACCUCUGCGCAGGUGUUAACGAGACAGUAGUGGCGAUCAACAGCACCACAGGGAUGUGGCUGAGUUGCGUGGACCAGGAGGAGAUGCUUAACCUGGGCUUCACCAUUGGCUCCUUCCUGCUCAGUGCGACCACCCUGCCCCUCGGCAUCCUCAUGGACAAAUUCGGGCCUAGACCCAUUCGUCUCAUGGGCAGUGCUUGUUUUGCCAUUUCCUGCGCACUGAUGUCUGUGUCAGCAUACAACCCAGCAGUCCUCUCGGCACUCAUUUUCCUGGCUCUGUCCCUCAAUGGCUUUGGAGGAAUCUGCCUGACAUUCACCUCUCUGACGUUGCCCAACAUGUUUGACAGUGUCAGCUCCACCAUCAUGUCCCUGAUGAUUGGCUCCUAUGCCUCCUCUGCUGUGACCUUCCCUGCAGUCAUGCUGAUCUAUAAAGCAGAAGUAACAUUCACCACGAUCAUGUGGGUCUGGUCAGGUGUGGCUGGCCUGGUCUUCGUGAACUGCUUCCUGAACUGGCCUGCCGAGGGUUUCCCUACCCCAGAAGAGCGGGCGUACAAGAAAGCAAUGGAGGAGAAUGAGCGCUCACUGGACCACAAGCCAGAUCAGAUCACAGAGAAACCCACCGAUCCAAAUUCUGUGCCGUUCCGUCGCUCCGUCUUCACCCCCAUCUUUGCCUGGAGUCUGCUCACCAUGGGGAUGUCCCAGCUCCGCAUCAUCUUCUUCAUGGGCGCCAUGAACAAGAUGCUGGAGUGGCUGGUGAAGCACGGAGAGGAACAUCCUUCUGAUCAGUUGGUGAUAGAAACGGAGGAGAAUGUGGACUUCUAUGCCACCAUCUUCGGCACUCUGCAGCUGUUGUGUCUGUUGACUUGCCCCCUGAUUGGCUACAUCAUGGACUGGAAGAUGAAGGAGUGUGUGGAUGCUGGAGAUAACUGCGGGUCAUCAGUCCCCAAACGAGACAGAAAGAUCCAGAAAGUGACCAACGCCAUGAGGGCUUUCACUCUCACCAACCUGCUGCUGCUGCUGUUUGGAAUUCUGUGCCUCGUCGAUAGCCUCCCCUUGCAGAUUCUGACGUUCAUUCUUCACACGAUGGUGAGGGGAUUCAUCCAUUCCUGCUGUGGGGGCCUGUAUGCGGCAGUGUAUCCAUCUAAUCACUUUGGCACUCUGACUGGCCUUCAGUCCAUGAUCAGUGCGGUGUUCGCCCUCCUGCAGCAGCCCCUGUUCAUAGCCAUGCUGGGGCCCCUGAAGGGAGAUCCCUAUUGGAUCAACGUGGGUCUGCUGAUCUUCUCACUGUUCGGAUUCCUGCUGCCCGCCUACCUGUACUACCAUCGCAGGCACCUCAUCCAGGAGAAGGAAGCAAGAGACAAGGAGGCAGCUGAGCACCAGCCACUCAACCAGACCAAUGGGCACAAACCCCACACCAAUGGACACCUACAGUCGGAGGCUUAGCUUUUCACCCCCAGCGGAAUGAAUGAACAACUGGAAUGACGAAGAGGCUGUUCAAACUGUUCACACAUACACUCAAACCCACACACAUGUAUACUAUGCACAAAUCUAAACUUUUUUCAUUGCAGUGCUUUGCUGAUAUUCAGGUGUCUGAAGAUGAAUUGUUCAGAUGGAUGUCGUAGUUUUCACAGACUUGGCAUAUAUGUGAAGUUGGGGCUUAAUGUUAUUUUAGUGACUUGAAACCAAAGACAAAUCUGCUGUCCUGCACAGCUUGAGUAAAGACUGUAGGAUGUAGGACCAUGGCCCACUACACGCACAGAUUCCCAGGACAGCUGUCACUGAAAUGUCUACCUCUCCCUUUUCGCUGUAAUGUGGCCAGUUCACAGAGUUUUGUGAAUUUGAUGGUCCUGUAAUGUUUUUUUUUUUUUUUUAAUGUGCAUGCCUUAGUCUGUGUUCAUGUGUCUUCAUCCAUUCAGAAUGUGAGUGUGAAUUCUAGUGUAAGUGUCCAGCUGAUUUCAGAGUGCCAUUAUGGGUUGAGGAUUGGGGGUGGGGGAUUAGUUAGAUCCAUUCAUGAGCUUGAACCAAAGUGUUUUGUAUGAUAGUGUCAUUUGUUUAAAAAAAAAAAAAAGUACACGUCAGAAAAAGUACACAUGUCAAAUGUCACCUCAAAACAUUUCUGUCCAUGAAUUCAAAAGGUUACAACAGUGAAUUAAUGUAUCAUGAACAGAACACUAUUUUGUAUUUACAACAGCUGUAUUUUUGUGUAAGGGAAUGAAUUUGUUCAUAUUUUAAUUGUAAGUGUAUUCAGAAAUAUCGAGGUACUUAGUUUGCUCAUGUUUUCAAGUUUGUGCAUUAUGGUUUUGAAGUGUGUAUUUUUUUAAAAGUUAGCGUAAUAUCUGGAAUUGUAUGAAAAAAAAAAAAGAUUCUUUAAAUGGAUCUGGUGGUCAGAAAAGCUUUGUUGUGAAAACAAAAGGAUGGUUUUCUAGCACUUUGCUUGUAAGCUUUAUUCUUGCCUUGUGUGAAGCCAAUGCCUUAUAUCUGUAUGCAAAUCAAGCUGGGCGAGAUUUACUCUAGGAUAAAUUAUGUUGUAAAUGCUUGUGCUUGCUUCCUCUUUGGUGAGAGUAGCUCACCAUGUCAUAUUAGGUCAUUUAUUAUCCACAAGUGCCACAACACGUUUGCCUUUUGUAAAUCGAGCCAUGAAUGUAAAAAAAAGUACUGUACCCUGUUCACACCUGGAUAAACCAAAGUCCACUGAGCAGCUAUGUUCAGGUAGCAUUCUCAGGGCUAAGUACUAUGCAAUCAUUUCUUUGCGGUCAUGCAAUGCAAAAGAAAUUGUCUCAUGUGCUCUCUUGUGCAUUAUCAAAAGCGUCACAUUCUUUAUCAAUAAAAUAGCUGAAAUGAA